CGCGCGGAGACGCCCCCUAGCCCACCGCCGCCAUGGAUGCCAUCAAGAAGAAGAUGCAGAUGCUGAAGCUGGACAAGGAGAACGCCUUGGACAGAGCCGAGCAAGCCGAAGCAGACAAGAAGGCAGCGGAGGAGAGGAGCAAGCAGCUGGAGGACGAGCUGGUGGCUCUACAAAAGAAGCUGAAAGGCACUGAGGAUGAGCUGGACAAAUACUCCGAGUCCCUUAAAGAUGCACAGGAAAAGUUGGAACUGGCUGACAAAAAGGCCACAGAUGCUGAGAGCGAAGUAGCUUCUCUGAACAGACGCAUCCAGCUGGUUGAGGAAGAGUUGGAUCGGGCUCAGGAGCGCUUGGCUACUGCCCUGCAGAAGCUGGAGGAGGCCGAGAAGGCUGCAGAUGAGAGUGAAAGGGGAAUGAAGGUCAUUGAAAAUAGAGCCCAGAAGGAUGAAGAGAAGAUGGAAAUCCAAGAGAUCCAGCUUAAAGAAGCUAAGCACAUUGCUGAAGAGGCUGACCGCAAGUAUGAAGAGGUGGCUCGUAAGCUUGUGAUCAUUGAGAGUGACCUGGAGCGGGCUGAAGAACGUGCUGAGCUAUCAGAAAGCCAAGUCCGACAGCUGGAAGAACAGUUAAGAAUAAUGGAUCAAACCUUGAAAGCAUUAAUGGCUGCAGAGGAUAAGUACUCGCAGAAAGAAGACAAAUAUGAAGAGGAGAUUAAAGUCCUGACUGACAAACUGAAGGAGGCUGAGACCCGUGCUGAAUUUGCUGAGAGGUCAGUAACCAAGCUGGAGAAGAGCAUCGAUGACCUAGAAGAGAAAGUGGCGCAUGCCAAAGAAGAAAACCUUAGUAUGCAUCAGAUGCUGGAUCAAACUUUACUGGAGUUAAACAACAUGUGAAAACCUUCUUAGCAGCAACCACAUUACUUGUUUUAUUAUUUGUACACCUGCUUGCCGUGAAGCCCCGUAAACAUGCCUUUAUUUUAGUUUCACCACAGUCACAAGAACAUCUGCUGAAUUAUCAGGCAGGGGUCAGGGAAACACCAAAAUGGGCAAGCCGUAUGCGGGUUAAGCUAUAUUACCUUAUGGUUGAAAUGUGCCAUUUCCCAGCAAAAAUGUUACCUACACUUUGUAGAGAGUUCAGCAAUUCGGUCUUUUGAAGAAUCCUGGCUGUGGCAGCAUGUGUCCCACCUCAAGUGCCAACUGCGGUUUUUAACAAGAGUAAUGAUUCGUGUUCAAGAGAGAUCGGGUGGAAAUGGUGCUAUUUUGAACAAAAGGUUCUGCUGAAGUCUUUUGUUUGAUAUCAGACAAGUCAGGAGUUGUCCAGCACAGUAAUUUAUUUUUAGCAGAAUUUUAUUGAUCUGUGAGGAUUUGGACUUUCUGUGCCUCCUAAUUCAAUAAAACGAAGGUAUGUGAGCAACAGAGAGACAUGAAGGCUUCUGGAGGUUUUAAAUUGUGUUCUUGCAACUCAAUACGGAAGUGUAGGUCAGCAUUUCACCUUGAGUAUCAAUUUGAUUGUAUUUUUCAUGUUGAAAUGAAAGAUUCAAUAAAUUCAGGAUAAAACAUAAAUUUGGAAGAGAUUGUUUUAAAAUGUAUUUUAUUUGUGUGGAUUUUGGGGAGGGGGAGGAAUUUAUAAACCGAUAUUCACCUCACUUUUUUUCACACUUUCUUUGAGCAGUUUUACAAAUAACCUGUAUGUAAACAUUGUAUAAUGAUAUGGAAUAAAAUGCACAUUUUAG
Opisthocomus hoazin is the source of this 1726-nucleotide messenger RNA. Lineage: Eukaryota; Metazoa; Chordata; Aves; Opisthocomiformes; Opisthocomidae. The record is from RefSeq and is a predicted model, not a curated record.